Megalobrama amblycephala (Wuchang bream) is the source of this 2729-nucleotide messenger RNA. RefSeq names its product selenoprotein N (gene selenon). The record is from RefSeq and is a predicted model, not a curated record. Gene Ontology annotation, cellular component: endoplasmic reticulum membrane. The transcript is spliced from 12 exons. NCBI's taxonomy places the organism in Eukaryota, Metazoa, Chordata, Actinopteri, Cypriniformes, Xenocyprididae. Gene Ontology annotation, biological process: calcium ion homeostasis; skeletal muscle fiber development.
UUAAGACCGAGAGACGUGCUCCACUAGUUAGUAGGAGAAGCAGGAGUGAUUUCCUACAGCACCGCUACAAUGUAACGGCUCACCGUACACUGGAGACGAACCCAUGGCUACAGUGUCAGUGUGAUUUCACUGAAGAGUUUUAAUUUCACCCUGGGCUGUUUUUGUGGCCCAGUAGUGAUUUACAGACUAGACAGAGACAUUUAUUAGAGUAUGGCCGCAGACGUGGAUAAAACUACUGCUGGAGAGCAUGAAGAUCGCGCGACUCCAUCUAACAGACGCGCCCGCUCACGUUUCAAGCAGCUCUCCAGUUUAUUUAUAAUAGCUGCUGUUCCUUUCAUCGGCUUUUGCAUUAAAUAUUACCAGGACAUCCAGCUUGUGAAACGACAUGAGGAAGGAUUGAAGGCACUGGGAGCAGAUGGACUCUUUUUCUUCUCAUCCCUGGAUACUGAUCAUGACCUUUAUCUCAGUCCAGAGGAAUUCAAACCUAUUGCAGAAAAACUCACAGGUGUGGCACCUCCUCCAGAGUUUGAAGAGGAGAUACCACAUGACCCAAAUGGAGAGACGCUGACCCUGCAUGCUAAAAUGCAGCCGUUACUGCUGGAAAGCAUGACUAAGAGCAGAGAUGGCUUUCUAGGGGUUUCACAUAGCUCUCUUAGUGGGCUGCGAUCUUGGAAACGUCCAGCUAUUCCUUCAUCCACAUUUUAUGCCAGUCAGUUCAAGGUCUUCCUGCCACCCAGUAGUAAAUCUGCCCUGGGUGACACUUGGUGGAUUGUUCCCAGCGAACUGAACAUUUUCACUGGCUAUCUUCCCAAUAACCGUUAUCAUCCUCCCACUCCACGAGGCAAAGAGGUGCUGAUCCACUCUCUGUUGAGCAUGUUCCACCCGCGGCCCUUUGUGAAAUCCCGCUUUGCUCCACAGGGAGUUGUGGCUUGUAUACGGGCUGCUAGUGACUUUUAUUAUGACAUUGUUUUCAGAAUCCAUGCAGAGUUCCAGCUAAAUGAUGUUCCCAACUUUCCAUUCUGGUUCACUCCUGGGCAGUUUGCUGGUAACAUCAUCCUCUCCAAAGAUGCUUCUCAUAUCCGAGAGUUUCACCUCUACGUCCCAAAUGACAAAACUCUGAAUGUGGACAUGGAGUGGCUGUAUGGCGCCAGCGAGAGCAGUAACAUGGAGGUGGAUAUUGGAUACCUUCCUCAGAUGGAGCUCAAGGCAGCAGGACCCUCCACUCCCUCAGUGAUCUAUGACGAACAAGGGAACAUGAUUGACAGCCGACGGGAGGGAGGUGAGCCCAUUCAGUUUGUGUUCGAGGAGAUUGUCUGGAGUGCAGAGCUGAGCAGAGAAGAAGCAUCAAGACAUUUGGAGGUCACAAUGUACCCAUUUAAAAAGGUGCCAUAUUUACCAUUCAGUGAGGCCUUUAGCAGAGCUGAUGCUGAGAAAAAGCUGGUUCACUCCAUCCUGCUCUGGGGAGCCCUGGAUGACCAGUCUUGCUGAGGUUCAGGGCGGACUCUUCGAGAGACAGUCCUCGAGAGUUCGCCCGUUCUGGCCUUACUCAACCAGAGCUUCAUCAGCAGCUGGUCUCUAGUCAAAGAGCUGGAGGAUCUGCAGGGUGAUAAAAAGAAUCUGGAUUUGAGUGAAAAGGCUCGUUUGCAUUUGGAAAUGUAUACUUUUCCAGUGGAGAUGAUGGUGGCGCUGCCUAACGGCACUGUGGUCCAUCACAUCAAUGCUAAUAAUUUCCUGGACCAGACAUCCAUGAAACCUGAGGAGGAAGAGGGGCCAGCUCUCAGUUUCUCAGCGGGUUUUGAGGAUCCCUCAACCUCCACAUACAUCCGCUUCCUUCAGGAAGGACUUGAAAAGGCCAGACCUUACCUGGAAUCAUAAAACUGAUUAAAGACUGUUUCCAGAAAAAUCAGUGCACAUCUGAGAAUCGAAGGGAGUAUAUGAGGGAAAAGAAAGGAAGUGCUGAUAUCAGCUCUGCUCCCCCGUGGAGGAACGUUUGAGGAACGGUAUGCGGAGGAGCUGAUGUAUUUUCAUAAUUCAGAAGGCAGCUGGUGACCACAUCUUCUUGGACAUGGUCCUUAGUGUGACACAUGUUGUCACUUGUCAUUAGGGUCACAAGAAUGUGGUUUUUCACCCCAGUGAAACCAGGGUGUUAGCUAUACACAAUCUCAAUUAAGUCAUAUUUUUAUAUAGAAAUUUGCCGUUUAUGUGCAAAUUUAACACUUUCUGAGUGACGAAUGUCAAUAAUCUGAUCUAUUGCUCAGAUUAAUGAGUGAAAACAGCAUUAUAGAUUAUUACUGAUAAAACCACUUUUAUACUUUUGUUUCAUUGCACAUAAAGCCACUUAUGUUUUGCUGCAUCAUUUUUUGUUAUUCCAGAUGGUUCUGUAGGAGACAGAAUAGUGCUGGCUGUGGCUUCCUCAAUUAGGCAGUUUGUGAUGGUCUUGUCUGAAAGCCCAAUCUGGGUGAGGCCAGGCCUGAUGUUGUUGUUUAAGUCUGUGGAAGCAACGCCUGCUUUUCUCUCUCAACAGAAUACUGGCACUAAGCUAAAAUAUACACAAAGCAAAGCCUUUGUAUUUCAGCUCAUCUACACAGCUGCAGGAAAGCUGCCAUGGGCUCUGAUAUAUUACAUCUGAAAUCCACUUUUGUCUAAGGGUGAAGAUGCAUAAUGGCUAGUUAGAAACGUCACAAUUUUUUUUGUCUCUUUUAAAAAUUAAAUAAAAUGCGAAUAGCUCA